AUGCCUUCGUACGCUAAAUUCCUUAAAGAGAUUCUAUCAAACAAGAAAAAACUUGAGGACGAUGAAACCGUUAUACUUACUGUAGAAUGCAAUGCUAUCAUUCAAAAUAGCAUACCUCAUAAACUGAAAGACCCUGGUAGUUUUUCCAUACCAUGUGUAAUCGGAACGUUUAUCAUAGACAAAGCUCUAUGUGAUUUAGGAGCCAGUGUUAGUUUAAUGCCCUUAUCCACAUGCGAAAAACUCAAUUUGGGAGAAUUAAGACCAACGAAGAUAUCUCUACAACUAGCUGACCGUUCUGUUAAAUUUCCCGUAGGAAGACCCUUUUUAGCCACAGCCGGAGCCAUUAUAGAUGUGAAGAAAGGAAAGCUGACAUUCAAACUAGGAGAUGAAAAAGUUGAAUUUCUCUUAGCUAAAUUCCUACAAGCACCAGUUAUAGAUGACUCAUGUUGUCUCUUAGACGAAUGUGUGAAAGAAAUGGAGAAGGAACCAUUUAAGUAUACUGAAGUACUGAAGAUUCCAACACCUCUUAUUCGAAGAUGA
Lathyrus oleraceus (garden pea) is the source of this 540-nucleotide messenger RNA. RefSeq lists its product as uncharacterized. The transcript has 2 exons. Bases 1 to 540 code for a protein of 179 amino acids. The record is from RefSeq and is a predicted model, not a curated record. Lineage: Eukaryota; Viridiplantae; Streptophyta; Magnoliopsida; Fabales; Fabaceae.